Molecule: messenger RNA, 1149 nt
Organism: Macrobrachium nipponense
Lineage: Eukaryota; Metazoa; Arthropoda; Malacostraca; Decapoda; Palaemonidae
Gene: Roe1
Product: grpE protein homolog 1, mitochondrial-like
Exons: 5
Coding region: 92-751 (219 amino acids)
Biological process (GO): protein import into mitochondrial matrix; protein folding
Cellular component (GO): PAM complex, Tim23 associated import motor
Molecular function (GO): adenyl-nucleotide exchange factor activity; protein homodimerization activity; protein-folding chaperone binding
Source: RefSeq, a predicted model, not a curated record
AAGAAGCUUUUGUGCAACACUGUGUACGCUACAGCGUCUCUCGUUCUGGUUCUUCUCAGUUGUCCAUACGAAUCGUAAAAAUUAUAACACCAUGUCGAUAACCAGCAUGAGUAAAGUUGUUUGUAAUUCGCUUAUAAGAAAUUCUUUGCGGAUUUGCAAGACGCCAACAACUGGGUGGACAUACAGAUGUCAUCGUCUAUAUUGUGCUGCAGCAGAAAAACCAGCAGAAGGUACAGAAACAGAAAAACAACUUCAAGAGCAAAUUGCUGCAUUAAUGAAGGAAAAUGAAAAUCUAGCAGAAAAGGCAACGGAUCUAAAGGAUAAAUAUCAAAGGACGUUAGCAGACAGAGAAAAUGUCAGAGUUCGAUUACAAAAAGAAAUAAAAGAUGCCAAGCAGUAUGGUAUACAGGGAUUCUGUAAAGAUCUUCUAGAGGUAUCAGAUGUAUUUCACAAGGCAGUUAGUAGUGUACCUGAGGAGAGAAUCAAAGAAGGCCCUUCAGAUCUUAAGACUUUAUACGAUGGAUUAGUCAUGACGGAAAAUCAGUUACUGUCAGUUUUUCGGCGGCAUGGCCUAACACAGUUCAUUCCUGAGAUCGGGGAUAAAUUUGAUCCUUCUCUGCAGGAAGCAAUGUUUGAACUUGCGGCACCAGACAAGGAACCUGGGACUGUUGCUCAUGUUAUUCGCUCAGGUUGGAAACUUCAUGCUAGGUGUAUUCGUUCAGCUCAGGUCGGAGUUGUUAAAGAUUCUUAAUUUGGAAGUAAAUGUAGUUCAUUUAAGGAUUGUACAGAUUUUUCAUUACCUUACAAAACUAUUCAUCUGUUGUACAGAAUUGUUAAUGGCUAUUCCAUUAGUUGAUGUAGCCCUGAAUAUGGCCUGGGGAAUUACUAAUGGCAUUGACAAAAAAUGAUUUUAGGAGACUGAUUGGUAAUUACUUCUUUUUAUGCUAGUGAAAAGGACCAGAUAUUAUUUGUUAUUGCUGUUAAAAAAACACGAAGUAAAAUUUGUUUUAAGAAUGAAUGGCUAUAAAAUUACACAUUGUAUUUUGCUUACUCAGCUUGCAACAACUAUCCAUUUUUGUGUAAUGUCAGAUCAUUUUCUAUUUCCUAAUUGUACUUUAAUUUUGACUUCAUUUACCACUUUGCACAUAA